Oryzias melastigma (Indian medaka) is the source of this 1553-nucleotide messenger RNA. It is a transcript of the gene n4bp2l2, whose product is annotated as NEDD4 binding protein 2-like 2. NCBI's taxonomy places the organism in Eukaryota, Metazoa, Chordata, Actinopteri, Beloniformes, Adrianichthyidae. The record is from RefSeq and is a predicted model, not a curated record. Gene Ontology annotation, molecular function: transcription corepressor activity. Gene Ontology annotation, biological process: negative regulation of transcription by RNA polymerase II. Gene Ontology annotation, cellular component: nucleus.
GAGCCCAACCUGUAAGUGGCGCUCUCAAAACGAAGAAGAAACGUCAUUUCCGUAAACAGAAAUGACCUGAACUGUUGCCGCUGCAUGCCGCGUUUAUAAUUAAAACUGUGCUUUUUUACAUUUAUCCAUUUUGAAUAUUUACAAUGUCUGAGACUGAAGUUUCCACCACGGACCCCCCUAAGCGAACCAAUGACAGCAGUUGUCCGGAUACAGACGCGAGGAGCCGGGUGUUGAAGGAGGUAGGAUUCACCAGCACCGCCUUCAUUGGUCCAGCAUUUCCUCCUCCAUCAUCUACAGCCAAGUGUGAUAUUGAAGACUCUCUGAAUGAGUUUUAUAAGGAGCUGGAGAAGACGGAUGUACCUGAUGGAGAGGCUGGAAGUCAGGCAAAAAUCCCUCCUGAAGUACCCACCUUCAAGGAGUCUCAAGAAAAACACGUUAACUCCACAGAUUCUACAGAAAUGGAUGGCUACCUGAAGAACAGCCGACACUCACAAAAACCCAGACUUCACUGGUAUGGAAAUGAACCGUACCAGCGGUCAAGAGAGAGGCCAGAGAUGAGAGGCGUUUCCUCCACUGACCAAAAUCUGUGGCAUUACCCUCACCCACCAGACGCCCCACGUCAUCUCCCCAUGUCUCACAGGCCACCUUUCCCCGAUCACACCAAACAACCAGAAGCCUUUCAUCGGUCAAAUAACCCGUCCUACGUCAGCCUUACCUCAGAUGGUCCGUAUAUGAUGAGCCACCAUCCAAACAAGCUUCAUUUCCCUCCCUUUUCCAACGUUCCACCUCCCAAUGUUUGCCCCCAUCCCUCCCAAGGAUUUCAUUUAGACUGUUAUCGCUCACAUCCAGAAGUUGAUGAGAAUAGGCAAGAGUGGUCAACGUAUGAUUCAGAAAACGAAGAGUGGGAACGACGGCAUUCCUCCCCACCCCACAGCGAUGCUCACAGGCCUCUCCUGGUGCUGAUUUUAAUGAGAGGAUUACCAGGAUCUGGGAAAUCAACAAUGGCCAGAGAGCUGCUCUCCAGUGGUCCCAGUGGGAUCAUUCUGAGCACAGACGAUUACUUUGCUCAAAAAAACAACUACCGCUACGACCCACAACUUCUUGGAGCGGCGCAUGAGUGGAACCACAGCAGAGCAAGAGAUGCCUUGUGCGACGGCAGGUCUCCCGUCAUUAUUGAUAACACAAACCUUGAAGCCUGGGAAAUGAAGCCGUAUGUCAAAAUGAAGGAUACAAAGUGGACUUCUGUGAACCCGACACAAGCUGGAAGUUUGACCCGUACGAGCUGGAGAAGCGGAACAAGCAUGGAGUUAAUCGGGAGAAGAUUGCUCAGAUGAUGGAUCGUUUUUGCUUUCCCAUAUCCAUAGACAUUGUUAUGAAUUCACAAGAACCUCCUCAUGUUCUGCAGAGACGCCCACCAGAGCAGAUGAGGAGGAGAAGAUGAGAUUUCAGUUCUAAUCUUCAGGGAUUUGUCAGCAAAUAAUUUUACUUGAGGACCAAUUUUUUAUCACAAUAAAAAUGACCCUGUUUAUUUUUUUAACAGGAUAUUGAAUCUA